AUGACUCAAGUAAAGAGAUUAAAGUAUACUUUAGGAUUUGUCUAUUGUCGUGAAACUAACCAAAUACUUCUUUUAAACCGUACUAAAUCUCCCUGGAUGGGGAAAUGGAAUGGUGUGGGUGGGAAAUUAGAUGUUGGUGAAUCCCCUUAUGAAUGUAUAACAAGAGAAGCUCAAGAAGAAACUGGUUUAUAUUUAACCAAUUGGCAAGGUAAGGGAGCAUUCACUUGGGAAGUUUACACUACGCAAAAGGGUAAUAAUUCAUCUGAACUGGUAAAAGAAACAGGAGGUCUUUAUCUUUUUAUUGCUGAAGUUACUAAACAAGAAGUUGAUGAAUACAAGACUCCUAUUACAUAUUGUAAAGAAGGUAUAUUAGAUUGGAAAAGUUUAGAUUGGAUUCUACAUGAAGAGAAUUUAGGAAUUGGAUCUUUUCCUGUGUGA
Scheffersomyces amazonensis is the source of this 438-nucleotide messenger RNA. RefSeq lists its product as uncharacterized. Bases 1 to 438 code for a protein of 145 amino acids. The transcript is spliced from 2 exons. Gene Ontology annotation, molecular function: hydrolase activity. The record is from RefSeq and is a predicted model, not a curated record. NCBI's taxonomy places the organism in Eukaryota, Fungi, Ascomycota, Pichiomycetes, Serinales, Debaryomycetaceae.